Molecule: messenger RNA, 697 nt
Organism: Carassius gibelio (silver crucian carp)
Lineage: Eukaryota; Metazoa; Chordata; Actinopteri; Cypriniformes; Cyprinidae
Gene: cb25h15orf40
Product: chromosome B25 C15orf40 homolog
Exons: 4
Coding region: 92-589 (165 amino acids)
Cellular component (GO): cytoplasm
Source: RefSeq, a predicted model, not a curated record
GUUGUCAUGCGCGUUCCCCAUGUAAACUGUUGUCACAAGGAUCUCAUGCUGCGCAUCAAGACACUUGAAUAAUGCGUAUGUCUUCUAGCUAAUGCAUUCCCAAAUUCACAGUUUUGUGCGAUUAUCUUUAUUUCAAUUAGUGCGUCCCUCAGCAUUGAGCAGUCAUUGGCGGAAAACCCCACUUUACAGCUCCAUCUCUAACACAGUUUACUCACAAUACAACAAUAUCAUGCCUAAAAAGGACAAGACGAGCAAAAGCAACCCAAAACCACCGGAGACACCCCCCGGCCCGGUUACUAAAGUUAAAGACGGGACGAUAACAAUAGCAAUACAUGCUAAACCCGGAGCCAAACAAAACGCAGUCACUGAUGUGUCUGAGGAGGCGGUGGGGGUCGCCAUCGCUGCGCCGCCGACAGACGGAGAGGCCAACGCCGAGCUCCUGCGAUACUUCUCCAAAGUCCUGGAGCUGAAGAAGAGCCAAGUGUCGCUAGAUAAGGGCUCCAAAUCCAGAGAAAAGGUUAUCAGGGUGACUGCAGAUGUCAGCCAGGAGGAAAUCUUGAAGAAACUGAGGACAGAAGCUAGUGGUUGAUACUGAAGUUGAUUUGAGCUUUAUCUACAUGUCACAGUUUACAUCUUAAAACCAUGCAAUAUUAUAUUUACAUUUUGUCAAAUAAAAAGCAAUUGUAUUUCUUAUGUA